Molecule: messenger RNA, 2175 nt
Organism: Ectocarpus siliculosus
Lineage: Eukaryota; Phaeophyceae; Ectocarpales; Ectocarpaceae
Source: the annotation of a GenBank genome assembly
AUGUCCGACGCGGUUUCGAGAGACAUCGGCCCCGCGGUGCUGUCGCAGCUCGAUAACGAGGCCGUGCGAACAUACCGGAUGAGCUACCGGAGGUUCCGCAAGGGAGACAGCAGGGGGUCGAGGGGCGAGGAUCCUGAGGCUCCAGCCGACCACGUCGUCCCGGACGAGCUCGUGCCCGAGGUAGACGGUGACCAUGGUGUCCCCGGCCUUAGCGCGGCUGAGAUCUUCAACGCGGAGAUGUUCGACGCCUUGAGCCGGUACCGUAUGGACUACCGCCGGCACCGCAUGGGGGCGGCGCGCGGAGCUAAGGGAGAGAUCACCGCGCUGGCCAUGGGCCCCACGUCUUUGACCGGGAACAAGCGGAGCUCGAUGAAGCUCCCCGUAGGUCAGCUGUCGGCCUUGGCGGCCUUCAGGAAGGCUGCCCUGCAUGCCGCGGUGGCUCGCCUGACGACGUUCCACGUGCACAUCGGCGCGGGAAGGCUUGGCCUUGGACUGGUCAUUCCUGCCAUCCACGCUAGCGGAAAGCCUUAUGCCAUCGUCCAGCGGCCGUCUAGAAGCUGGGCUGCGGUUACGGACAAGGAGGGCACGGAGGUGGGCCUGAAGGUGAACGGAGAGCCCACGAUCGAGAAGAUGGACGUCCUGAAGAACGGGAUGGUGGGAGGUGUUGCGGCGCUCCCGGGGGGCGGUCUCGGGGAAGAAUCCCGAGUGUUUGCCUGCACGGACGAGGCCGAAUCUCUCAAGGCGCUGGCCGAGCGAGCGACCACCUUCAGCAUCUCGCUGGGUCCCUCGAUGUCGGACGUGGUCCUGCCCCUGCUGUCCUGCAUCGAGCCCAAGGCGGACGGGGAGCGGCCAGCCCUGUACGCCUGCGAAAACGACCACGAUGCCGUGCACAAGCUCCAGGAGGCCCUAGAGGGUCGUGUGGACGUCGUGUCUUGCAUGGUCGACCGCAUCUGCACGGAGCGGACCAUCACGGCGGACUGGAUAGAGAUGGGCACCGAGCCCUCGAGCGGCGAGAUCGUCGUGAUCGCGCCGCCGCAGGGAGCCCCGCUGCCCCCCUUCAAGGGAGACCACGUCCAGAUCCCACGAAUUCCGGCCGAGGCCGAGUACUUCUGCCGUCGCAAGAUCCUCCUAGUGAAUGGCAUGCACACCACGCUGGCCUUCAUCACGCUGUGCAAGCUCGAGAGCGGGGUACUGCAGGGGGACGGGUGGAAGGAGCAUAUCUUAGUCACGCCGGCCACCGCCACGGAACAGGAGAACGCCUUGGUGUGGAGGUGGGCGGUGGCGCGGGUGAUGUACGUCAUGUGGGAGCAUGAGCCGGACAUCAUCAAGGCGGCUCAUAACAUCAACACGGAUGAAGAGUUAUGCCGUACCCUGCUGAGAUACGCCAAGACCACCCUGGGGAGAUUCAGUGGGGUCGAAGACAAGGCCGGGAGGGUGCUAGGCGGAGGCGUGGCCAACCGUUUCGAGGGAAGGCUCAACAUGAUUAAGUCGUUCUUGGAGAACGAACCGCCCAUGCGAACAGGUCUCCGCGCCAAGCUCUUGAAGCUCGCCGGGGUGAAGGAGUCGGACAUGAGGGAGGCGGUAAGGUCGCUGGUCGAGCAGAGCUCCCGGUUCGUAGGAGUGAAGGUCAACAAGCCGGCCGCCAAGGUCGUCGUGACGUGAAAAAAAGUGCGAAUCGUCCCGGUCGUUGCAGCCGGGUGUAUUUAUACGCUUGGGGUCGUUGUUUUGGAUGUGCGCGCAGAAAUCAAUCGAGGGGCGAGUCCGCCCCCGGCCCCGAUGGUGUUCGGUACAACCAACACGGUUGGUUUGGGAUUUGCGGAGAGACGAGGGUGAACAAUUUCCAUGACCCGUGGGCCAUGGCCAUCGAGAAGAUGCAGGCGGACUGCAGUUGCUGCUUGAGAUACCCGUUCUGUCUUCUCACAAUAGGUAUGUACGGCAUGCAUUCCCCCAAAACAAUCUCUAGUGAAUUCCGCGAAAUAUCCCACGUUUUGUUCAAUGAUAUAUUGAACGUUCGGGAGAACGAUGUGAUGUGGUGCAAGUCGUGGCCCAUUCCGCGAUUGGUUCCAAGUAAUGUGGUAAGGCGAAUGAACGGAGACCGAGCGACACCUGUGGUAUGCGAAAACGUCAGAGGUAGGCCGCUGAUGGUUUGAGAUGUUCCGAGUGAAAUGAAUUGCU